Molecule: messenger RNA, 1737 nt
Organism: Saprolegnia diclina VS20
Lineage: Eukaryota; Oomycota; Saprolegniomycetes; Saprolegniales; Saprolegniaceae
Exons: 6
Coding region: 98-1639 (513 amino acids)
Molecular function (GO): diaminopimelate decarboxylase activity
Source: RefSeq, a predicted model, not a curated record
CGGUUUGCAUAGUAUCCGGAUAUCCGGAUACGUGCGCGGAUUCGUUCGCGCGUACCAGGUGCGCGAUCUUUUGGCCGAGCCACUUUGCCACAACGUCAUGGAAGCGCUUCGGACCAUUGACCUCGCGAGGAUCCGCGAGACCCUGCGCGGCCCGGAGGCGAAAGCACCGGCAGCGGUCGCCAGCGAGGUGUGCGAGCGGCUCGGUUUGGACCCGACGCGGACGCUCCACGAUCUGCUCGUCGAGUACUUGGAGCACGAACCGCCCAAAGCCAGCACAAAGACGGCGCCGAGCGAGGCCGAUGAUAUGCACCAGGACGAGGUCGCGCGCCACGAAGCCCGUGCGGCGGGCGUGGCGUCCAUCGUGCAGCGCGUCGUGCAGCACGGCUACGUCGACGCGGCCAACCCGGUCGUCGACUUGUUCGACAUGGAAAUGUUUCUCAGCCGGUUGCACGAGCUACGCGCUGCGUUCCCGCCGUUCUGGACGCAUGCGCUGGCCAUCAAGGCCAACCCGCUGGCGGGCAUUUUGCGCCAUGCGCAGCCACUCGGUUUUGGCUUGGAGACAGCGUCGUACGCAGAAGCCAUGCACGCUCUGCGCUUGGGCUUUCUGCCCGACAAGAUCAUCGUCGACUCGCCGUGCAAGACGUUGGCCGAGCUCGACAAUGUCCUCUCGCUCGGCUGUUACAUCAACCUCGACAACGUGGCGGAGAUCGAACACGUUGCGCGCCUCUUGCGCGAGAAGCCGACAACAGCCAAGAUUGGGCUGCGCAUCAACCCCGUUGUCGGCGGCGGCACGAUUGCAGCAUCGAGUACGGCGACGGCGACGAGCAAGUUUGGUUUGAUCUGGACACCCGAGACCAGCGACCGCCUUCUAUCGCUCUACAAAGCGCAUCCCUGGCUUCAAGGUGUCCACGUCCACGUCGGCUCCCAAGGCUGCGCCCUCUCGCUGCUCGUGGCCGGCGCCAAGCGGGCCGUGGCCUUCGCUUCGUUCAUCAACAACGCGCUCGGUCGGCGGCAAAUCGACGUCAUCGACAUUGGCGGCGGUGUGCCCACGAGCUACGACGGGCUCAAGGCCGAGCCUGUCGCGUACGCCACGUACGCGUCGCUCUUGCGCGCCGACGUACCAGAACUCUUCUCGGGCGACUACCGCGUCAUCUCGGAGUUUGGUCGAAGCGUCUUUGCCAAGCCCGGGGUGACUCUGAGCCGCGUCGAAGCCGUCAAGAAUUGGCAAGGUCACACGGUUGCGAUUCUGCACUGCGGCGCCAACCAGUUUUUGCGCUCCGUGUACCUGCCGAGCACGUGGCCGAUGGUCUACUCGGUCUUUGCGCACGACGGCUCCAUCAAGCGGAACGGGCUGUUCGUCGCGCAGGACCUCGCGGGGCCGCUCUGCUUUUCAGGGGACGUGGUCGCACGCCAAGUGCGCUUGCCGCAGCUCGCAGCCGGCGACUAUGUCGUUGUCCACGACACGGGCGCAUACACGAUGGCCAUGUACUCGCGAUUCAACAGCAUUCCCGCGCCGGCCACGCUCGCCUACACGCCGACGUCCGUUGCGGUCGUCAAGGCGCGCGAGUCGCUCGAUGCCACGCUGGCGUUUUGGGGCAACGCGUCUGAGGACGUGCAAUGGCUCCCGUGUACGAGCUAGUCGACGCGGCUCGUGGAGCACCCACUGAAUGCAUGUAUUUGUAUCAAGAUGUCAACUCCCAGCAUCAAAGCAUGAGCUUGUGCGUACUUGAACUUCGG